AUGACCGAAGUAAAAAUUGAGACUCAAAGCAAUAAUCUUUCUAACAAGAUCAGCUUUACUUUCUUCUAGGAUAAAAUCAUAUCAGUGGCUGAAGACACAAUCAUGAAUAUCUACGAUGCUAAAUCUCAUAAGUUAUUGAAAUAAGUUUACCUUGAUAAUGAAUACUUUGCAGUUGCAUCGAAUAAUGUUGAUAAGAUAGCUCUAGGGGGAGAAAAAUGUCAAAUUGAUAUUCAUAACUUAUUCUAAAAUGGGGUGAUGGAUUCCGACAAUUUUGUAGAGAAAUUGGAAAAUACUACUUUCAGCGAACCAUCACUUGCAAUGAAAUUCAGCUCUCCAGUCUAGAGAAUCUAAUGGACUGGCAAAUUUAUUUUAGGAUUCUCUGAGGAUUCUGAAGCCUAGCUUUAUAACUCAGAUACUGAAAAAGUACUAACUUUCAAACCUGGACAUGAAGGUAGCAUUAAAAAUGGAGCGAUUGAUCCAUUAGGAGAGUAUUUAGCAACUACAGGAUGUGAUGGAAAUGUUAUGAUCUACGAGUUACCUCAAGGAGAAGACGGAGAGAUCACAAUGGUUAAAAAAAUCAAAAUAUCUAAGAUGAAAGGAUUUAAAACUUUUGAUAAGUAUCCCUUAGAUGUGACUUGGACAUAAGACGGAUCUAUGAUUUUAGUUAGUGGAGAACCUUAAUUAGGAAUGAUUAAAAAAGAUGAGGACUGGAAAUUAACCUAUUCAUCUGAGAUUAUGCAUAAAAUGAGGAAAGAUGAUACGAAGCAAAACAUCAUUACUACUCUGACUUGGAUUAAUGACUCUGUUUUAGUAACUGGAGGUUCAGAUAAGAUUAUAAACUUUUGGAACUUUACAAAUAAACAGCUGCUUUACUUUAUGCAUAUUAAGAAUGAGGCUCUUGAAGUCUAAUACUGCUUAAAGGAGUUUUAAAGCUUUAAUAUCAACUCAAUGAAUGAGAAUGAUAUAGAUGAAGCGAUGAUUGAUGAAAUCGAUGUUUCAUAAGAUGACCUAAAAAUGGAGACAGAAGAAUAGAAAGUAACUGAUAAUGCUCAAUAAAUAGUAAAAUCGCAAGCAACUGUAGUUCAAAAUGGCGAUUAAGAUAUUAUGAAUUAAGCUAAAAUUUCAAAAGCAGGCAGAUCAAUACUGAAUUAAAAUAACCCAAAAGAAGUUAAGCCUAAAGAAGUAGUCAGCAAGGCAGACUAGAUAAUUGAUUGCUAUCCAUAAGAUACUAUGAUUUCAAAUUGCCAAUAUGAUUUCCCAGUCGGCAAGUAUAGAAUCCUAGCUUGGAACAUGGUAGGUACUGUAACCUUGAGAGAAGAGUUUGAUUACACAUCAGUUGAUGUUGAUUUCAGCAACAAGGGAUUCCACAGAAAUCUGAUGUUCAGAGAUGAUUAUCAUUUUUCAAUGGCAUCAAUGAAUUAUAGUGGCUUAGCAUUAGCUAGCGAAGCUGAGAAAGUCAAUGAAGAUGAUUAUGAAGAAGACGAUCUUGAGGAAGACGAAAUGGAAUCUGAUGCUAAAAAAGCUGAGAGAGAAUAGAAAAAACUCAGGAAACACUCACAUAUCUAUUUCAAGCCCUUUUCUCAGUACAAAACUCUUAGAGAUUGGCAUUAUCAGCUAGACCUUGGAGAAAAUAUUGAGUGUUUAGCUAAUGGAUCUGACUGGGUUGCUAUUUACACAAACCUUAAUUAUGUUAGAGUGUUUUCUAAUGAAGGCAUCUAGAAAUACAUUUUCAGUUUGGCAACACCACUAGUAUCAAUGACUGGUUAUGAAAACUUACUGUCCAUAGCAUAUCAUGCUGGUCCCCCAGUAUAUGGAUGCUAAGCAAUGAAAGUUAGAACUUAUGAUAUGAAUUGUAAGAAUUAUUCUAUUAUCAGUGACAUCGAGUGCCCCUUAAGCAGGACUUCAAAUCUAGUAUGGAUAGGAUAUUCCGAAGAAGGUCAAUUAUUUACUCAUGAUGUUGAAGGAAUUAUUAGAUGUCUCAAUCCAUUGAACAACUAAUGGAUUCCAAUUCUCGACUUUAAGCAAAAGCUUCCAAGCAAUUUCAGCUAAAUUUGGAUCGUCGGUAUUUCAGAAAAAGAAGUACUAGCGAUAGAACUUCCUAAGGGCUAUUAAGCACCUCAUCUUAAAUAGUAAUCCAUGAUUAGAAGGUUCUAGCUCAAAUUGCCAUUCUUAGAGUAAGAGAGAAAAGAUAUUGAUUCUAAAGAUAUGACCCUGCCUUAAAUUGAAGAGGAAAUUAUGAGGAAGGUUUAGUUAUUAGAUUUCGAAACUUACAGAAAAGAUUAAUGGGAGCAUUUAAGGCAUUUCAGGUAGAAGUAUGACAACAAUUAUAUGCUAUCUGAAACUAUUUUGGAUUCAACAAAGCUUACAAAUCUCAAGAAAGAGAUAGAUAAACUGAUCCUUAAUGCAAUUAGACUCUGCAUCAUAAGUGAUGACUAAGAUAAAGUUUUCACAUUUAUGGAUAUGAUGCAUUUCUCAUAAAGUCUUAAACUAUGUGUUCAGCUCUGCGAUAAUCUAUAAUCAAAUGAUCUUGCCUAAAAAAUCAGCAAGUUCAUCUAAGAUAAGGAGCAAAAGGAUAUCAUGCUUGAUUCUUAUAAGUCUAGCUCAAAUAAUAAGAAUACUAUUGCUUCAAGGCUUGAGGGCAGAAAAAUCUUCAGAAGUGCACACACUGCAUCAUCAAAUGAGAAACCAGAUUUGUCUUAAUUCGCCAUCAAUAACUAAUCUUAAACAGUAAUUGUAUCCUAAUUUAAUAAUGAGGAUACUCAAAUGAAUCAAAACUAAAUCAGUUAAGGAAAUGGUCUUCAUAUCAAGAUGAAUCUUAAUAAUAAUGAUAAUUAGGACAGCGAAAAUAUUAGAAAUUCUAGCAAUUAGGUAGCAUAAAAUGCAGUUUAAGAAAAAGUAUUAACCUAAAAGAACAAUGUAAAUUACAUAACUCUAAAAUUUAUCAUUAGGCGAAUCCAUUUGCUAAGAAACAAGUAGUAGAUCUUAAUAAGAAACAAACAAGUGGAAAUACCACAGACAUAUUCAAGGAUCUCUCUGAAGCUAAAUAAAUAAAUCCAUAAAUAGGAUAGAAAAGACUAAAUGUAUCAAUUAUUCAUAUUUUUAAUAAUAAUUUAGCCCUUUGCAAGUGAAAAUAAACCAGCUGCAAGCAAGCAGAAGAAGUUGAAAUGA
Messenger RNA from Stylonychia lemnae, 3168 nucleotides. The record is from the annotation of a GenBank genome assembly. Lineage: Eukaryota; Ciliophora; Spirotrichea; Sporadotrichida; Oxytrichidae.